Molecule: messenger RNA, 2348 nt
Organism: Dromiciops gliroides (monito del monte)
Lineage: Eukaryota; Metazoa; Chordata; Mammalia; Microbiotheria; Microbiotheriidae
Gene: RSPH6A
Product: radial spoke head 6 homolog A
Exons: 7
Coding region: 1-2166 (721 amino acids)
Biological process (GO): cilium movement involved in cell motility; cilium assembly; axoneme assembly
Cellular component (GO): axoneme; radial spoke
Source: RefSeq, a predicted model, not a curated record
AUGGAAGAACAGCAGCCUCAGGAUGAGGAAAAGAGCCAGUCCCGCAGGCAGAGCCAGGAGGCGCAGGAGGCGCAGGAGAGGCGGCCUAGCACUUUGUCCCAGAGGCCCUCGCUGCCCCGGCUACCCGAUAUUUCAGCCCGCGGGUCCAGAAUCAGCAUGGGGGCGCCUAUGUCCCAAACCCACCUCGGCUCAGCACUGUCCCAAAUCAGCCUGCCGCGGGGCUCUAUGGCCAGCCUGCGGCCGCCGCCUGAAGAUGAAGGGGAGGGCGAGCCUCCCAUGGAGAGCGCAGAGGCCGAGGCCGAGGCUGAGUCCGAGGCCGAGUCGCAGGGCCUGAUUAACCUGGUGGGUGUGGCUCCGAGCCACAUCAGCAUGCCAGAGACCUAUGCCCCGGUGGACGGGGCUCAGUUUGGCCUCUUUCAGCCGGCGGAACUCCGCACCAGCACCAUGUUUCAGCCCGAACCCAUGCUGUCCUCCAGCAGUUUUCUGCAGGAUGAGGAGGAGGGGCCUCACGGCCCCUACGCCAUGGACGAUCCGCGGUUUAGGGGCUCCCACAUGGAACCCGGCUUCGGGCCCUUCGACUACGAGCUGCCCGAGCCUGAGCCCCGAGAACUCAUGAUCCAGAAUGCCAAGGCCUACCUGCUGAAGACCAGCGUCAAGUGUGACCUCAGCUUGUAUGAGCACCUGGUGAACUUGCUGACCAAGAUCCUGAAUGAGCGGCCAGAGGACCCCCUGGCCAUCUUGGAGUCCUUGAACCGGACGGUCCAGCAGGAAUGGUUCCACAAGAAGCUGGAUACCCUGCGUGAUGACCCCGAGAUGCAGCCCACCUAUGAGAUGGCUGAGAAGCAGAAGAUCCUGUUCCUCCGAGGGGCAGGAGAGGGUGAGCAGGAGAUGGAAGAGGAGGUGACGGAGAUCCCGGUGCCCAACAUCAUCGAGUCGGGCUUCUACUUCGAGCAGGCGGGAGUAGGGCUGAACUCGGACGAGACCUUCCGCAUCUUCCUGUCCCUCAAGCAGCUGGUGGAGCAGCAGCCCAUCCAGACAUGCCGCUUCUGGGGCAAGAUCUUGGGCCUCGAGCGCAACUACCUGGUGGCCGAGGUGGAGUUCCGCGAAGGCGAGGAGGAGGAGGAAGAGGAGGAGGCCGAGGAGCUGGUGGAGGGAGCGGGCGAGGGGGUGGAGGGCCGGGGCGAGGAGGAGGGCGAGGAGGAUGAGGAGAAGGAGGUGGACGAGCCGCCCAAGUCCACGUGGAAGCCGCCGCCCGUGAUUCCCCGGGAGGACAGCCGCACCGGGGCCAACAAGUAUCUCUACUUCGUGUGCAACGAGCCGGGGCGCACUUGGACCAAGCUGCCCCACGUCACGCCCGCGCAGAUCGUCAACGCGCGCAAAAUCAAGAAAUUCUUUAGCGGCCACCUGGAGAGGCCCAUCGUCAGCUACCCGCCCUUCCCCGGCACCGAGGCCAACUACCUGCGGGCGCAGAUCGCGCGCAUCUCGGCGGGUACCCAGAUCAGCCCGCUCGGCUUCUACCAGUUCGGGGAGGAGGAGGGUGACGAAGAGGAGGAGGGCGGCGCCGGGCGCGACAGCUACGAGGAGAACCCGGACUUCGAGGGCAUCCCCGUGGGAGAGCUCGUGGACUCGCUGGCCAACUGGGUGCACCACACCCAGCACAUCCUGCCCCAGGGCCGCUGUACCUGGGUGAAUCCCAACCAAAAGUCUGAGGAGGAAGAGGAGCUAGGGGAGGAAGAGGAGAAGGCAGAUGAACCGGAGGAGGUGGAACAGGAAAUCGGACCCCCUCUCCUGACACCACUGUCUGAAGAUGCAGAAAUCCUGCAGUUGGCCCCCUGGACAGCACGGCUUUCCUGCAACCUCUGCCCUCAGUACUCCGUGGCUGUGAUGCGCUCCAACCUGUGGCCAGGGGCCUAUGCUUAUGCCACGGGCAGGAAAUUUGAGAACAUCUACAUUGGCUGGGGCCACAAGUACAGCCAGGAGAACUUCAACCCCACGCUGCCCCCCGCGGUGCAGAUGGAGUACGUCACUGGGCCUGAGACUAUGGAAAUGGCCGACCCCACGGUGGAAGAGGAGCAGGCCUUGAAGGCUGCCCAGGAGCAGGCCCUGGCGGCAGCUGAGGAGGAAGAGGAGGAAGAGGACGAGGAAGAUGAAGACGCUGAUGACUAAGGGGAGGGGGAUUUCUUACCUUGUGAAUAUUGAUUUACUUAGAGAAUUAUUUAUUUUCUACUUUGGAGAAGGGUGGGGUGUUUUCCUUUAAAAAUACCAUUCCUCUCCUAGAGCUGGCCUGUUUCUAACGCCAUCCUUCUGCUUAGGGACCUUCCUUGGCUUCUCACAACCCCUGAAAUCAC